This is a messenger RNA of Cannabis sativa, 689 nucleotides long. RefSeq names its product MICOS complex subunit MIC10. Gene Ontology annotation, cellular component: mitochondrial inner membrane; MICOS complex; mitochondrion. Lineage: Eukaryota; Viridiplantae; Streptophyta; Magnoliopsida; Rosales; Cannabaceae. The coding region runs from base 1 to 291 and encodes 96 amino acids. The record is from RefSeq and is a predicted model, not a curated record. The transcript has a single exon.
AUGGCGGAGAAGAAAGAGAUUAUUCCACCUCAAUACGACGUUAACGCGAAAUGGGAUGCCUGUUUGGAUGUGACUGUUGAGCGUUUUGGGUACUCUUCUUUGGGUGGAGCCUUCGCGGGUCUUCUUCUCUUCAGGAGACCUUUAUCUCGUUGGGCAUGUGUAGCUUUUGGUGCUGGAAUCGGCAUAGGAUCUGCAUACACACAAUGUUCCCAAUUAUUCGGUGCAUCUCCCGCAAAGCAGCCUUCUCCCAAGUUUUCUGAGUCUCCAGAUUCUCAUCAAGGUCAUGACUAAACAGAGGAGUGCAUAUGCUAUUCAAGAUCUUGGGUAAAUAUAUAUAAACUUCAUAAUUUCAUGAUUCUUUUGAAUUGUAAUGAUAUUAUUUUGUAUGAACUGAUGAAUUCCAAUGAACUGGGGAAUUUUAAUUAUUUUUUUAGUCUGAAAUUUGGGGAUUGUUUUUGUUUAUUAUUUGGGGAUGAUGAUAGAUAUUUCUAGGUUAGUUUUAGAGUAUACAGAAUGUGAUGGUUGGUAGAUAUUUUUUUAAUUCUACAAUUCCAGAUUGUUAAAAUGGUAAAUGAGAAUGGUGAGGGAAGUGUUCAUAGAUAUGGGUUUGGUUUGUUUGUAUUCUUUGAGUAUGUUAUUCAUGUAACAAUAAGUAUUGCUAAUGGGUAUUCGUGAACACCUCAUAAAGA